GAGCAAUGAUUAUGUUUAUAGGAAAGGGGCGAAAUUAGUGACAGAGCCAGAGGGUACCGGGUUGAGCAAUACUUGUGUGUUCGAGAAAUAAGGGGUGAAUUUGACAGAGUUUGAACAAAGCUUCCGAAUGGCUACUGAACAAGAUUCAGACGCUCAAAAGAAGCUAGCCAUGGACUUAUAUUGGGCUGUAAAGAAGGAUGACGUCACCAAAGUUAGGUCCCUGUUGGGACAGGGAGCAGACCCCAACCACCAGCUCUACUGGAGUAACGAGUGGGCGGAUGAUUGGGAGGGUAUUCCUCCAUUACACUGGGCUUGCUGGAGGGGCUACCUUGAGAUUGUGAAGACACUUGUUACUCAUGGAGCUCGUACUGAUAAAGGUGAUAGGACGAACAACAGUACUCCACUUCACCAUGCAUGCAUGCGAGGUCAUAAAGAGAUGGUGCAGUACUUGAAGGAGGUCGGGUGUAGCACUGAUGUGAGGGACAGGCGGGGCCUAACACCACUGCACGAGGCUUGUAGGGAAGGACAUAUACAACUAGUGAAAUACCUAGUUGAGGAACUAAAGUGUGAUGUUGAUGUGACUAGUGAUGAUGGCAGGACUCCUCUUGACCUGGCAGUACGGAAUGGUCAGACUAAAGUUGCUGACUAUCUGAAGUCUCAAAAACCCUCCACUCCUGAAUCAGCGGCAGAAGUUCUUUUUGCGUUUCCGAAAACUCAAGAUGGUGAGCUGUCUUUGAAUGUAGGGGAUAUCAUUCAAGAUGUUGUGACAGUUGAUGAAGGCUGGUGUGAAGGAACUCUGAAUGGAGAAAGAGGGCUCUUCCCUGUCAAUUUUAUCAAAAUGAGACCAGCCAAGAUCCCACCUCCAGCACAACCACCAUCAGAGCCACCGGUUGUGCGAGAUGGUGGAGGAGCUAUAAAGAGCCGACGUGCUAAGGUGGUGUACAGCUUUGUUGCAGAAAGUCCUAACGAGCUUUCUCUUGAAGCUGGACAGAUCGUUGAGGUGAUAGCAGAAGAGGAGGAGGGAUGGUUUAGAGGGAGGCUCAACAAUAAGGAGGGGGUCUUCCCAAGUAUCUUUAUAGAAUUCAUCCCGGUACCAGCCGAGCCUCCACCAGAACCAGCCCUCAAUGAUGAAUCAUCUAAGUCUGAGCAAGCUCUUAAUGAAGCCAUGAAGGCUGGAUUUGUCCGUGUGAACACUACCAAUAUCUUAUUCUUUGGAAUGGCGGGCACUGGUAAAACCUCCACUAAGCAUCUCCUUCUGGGACUGCCUCCUCCUGUAGAUCGAAAUAGCACUCCAUUAGCUAGCACAGCAGAGAGGAUAUGUAUUCGACAAAUUCGUGACACUACAAAGAUAAAAAUGGAAGCUCAAGAAGAUCCCUCUAGACCAUGGAAACCAGUAUCUAGUGAUGACCUACAACGCAUUGUUGCUGAUGCUAUUAAAUCUCAUGUAACCAGCUCAGAUCCUAACUCUAAAGCAUCUGCUAUCCCACAAGAAGUCAGCAUUGCUCUGAAGCAACUUGAACCUAGCAACGAAUUCGAUAUGCCAGUUGAUGCAACUCCUCCGACUUUAAGAGCGACUGAACCAUCAGUAGCUGGAGCAAAUUUAACUAGUAAGCUAGAAGGAAAAAAGAGUAAAUUUCUUAGCACUGUUUCAAAUGUAAUGGCGAAUAUUCAGCGAUUUUCUGAUGCUGAUCGUACUGCUGUUCAAGAAAAGUUUGGAUCUCAUUGGAUCUACAUAAUCGAUAGCGGUGGGCAACCACACUUUCAUAAUCUACUGCCACUCUUCAUGCCCAAGAUUUCUGUAGCUUUGUACAUUCUUCGUCUCUCUGACUGCCUUGACGAUCAUCCACUGGUUGAAUACUACAAGGACAAUAAGCCAGUUGGUGAAGGUUUCAAGUCACAUCUCUCAGUUUUGGAUAACUUCAAGUAUCUCGUGCAGUCAAUUCAAUCUCAUAGUGAAAACUGCAAGCUGGUAUGCAUUGGUACUCACAAAGACCAUCAAUCUGAAUGCAAAGAAACAUUAUCUGACAAGAAUAAAACGUUGUUGAAUUUUGCGGAGAAAGACUGCAUUAAGAAGUUGACUAUGUUUUUCAAUUUGGGUAUAACGAAAGAGAUUAUAUUUCCUGUAGAUUGCAAACACUGCGAUCCUGACAGUAAGGAAGUGGCAAAGACAAUUCGUGAAUAUGUUCAUAAACUAUCUCAAGAGUUGAAUAUUGAAAUCCUUGUCCCUUUUUGGUGGUUUAUUUUGGAAAUUAUUGUCGAGAAGGUUUCCAACGAUGAAAACAGAAAAGUUCUAAGCAAGACCGAAUGUGUAGAAAUUGCAAAAACGCUACAUAAUUUUCACGAAGAUGCACUUUGUGAAGCUUUGAAAUUCUUCCAUGAGCAUCACAUCUUUCACUAUUAUCCUGCCAUUCUAUCAAAUGUGGUAUUCUGUGAUACUCAAGUGCUUCUCGAUAAAGUAACAGAGCUUGUCGAGUAUGCUGCAUACGUGCGAGGAAGUAACACUCCAAUACACGGGUUAGGAGACUGGUUAAAAUUUACCGAUAAAGGAAUUAUUACGAUUGAACUUUUAUCUGAUAAGAAUUUUGAAAAGCAUUAUAUCGAUGGACUCUUUGCACCCAUCGAUUUGAUUGAAAUAUUCAAGCACUUGCUGAUAGCCACCCCAUUUCGUUUAUUCUCACGAGGGCAAGAUAAGCGUUUCUAUAUGCCAUCACUUCUAUCCUUGCUCCCACCAACUCAAGUCAAUGACAAACGAGCUGAUUUGCUGAAGACUAAUUUAAUCCCACUCGUUUUACACUUCAAAAGCAACUGGCAGUGCUGUGGAGUGUUUUGCUGUCUACAAGUGUACUUGAUUAAAGAAUGUGAAUGGGAAAUUGAAAUGGAGGAUCACCAGCCGAGUAGAAAUUUUGUACAAUUUAUUCAUCAAAAGCGAAACUGUACUGUCACGCUAAUUGACGGGUUUUCAAUGCUCGAAAUUCAUUCCACCAAUAAUCGAAAAACAAUUUUGUCAUUGAUAUUUGAAAAUAUUCACUCUGGUCUUCGAUCUGCUUACAAAGCCCUGAAAUACACGUAUGAGGAUCCUGAAGUUGCGUUUUUGUGUCCCUGCAUAUCUCAAUCUAUCUCUAGUCCAAGUCCCCAAGUGCCCCACCACCCAGCUCGUGUGCUGGCUGAGGACGAUGUUAUGAGGUGUACUCUAUUCAAGAAGACGUAUCAGCUAGAAGACGGUCACAAAGAUUGGCUCUCUGCUUGUAAUAAACUGGAAGGAUCGUCACAAGAGGAGCCUACUAGCAGAAACCAAACAGUAGAAAUUGCACAACAACAGUCGUCGGUUCUGACUGGAGAUGAUAUUCUAACAAUUUGUGAGAAUCUGAGAAGUGCCAGCAAGGAUUGGUUCAACUUGGGACUGGCUCUCGGGGUGAAGUUUUACGAGUUGGAAAAUAUUCGAGAUCGUAGCACAGAUAAUGUGUGCCGCCUAACGAUGAUAGUAGCCAAGCGUCUUGAAGUCACUCAUCCACCGAUGACAUGGCCUUACAUAUGUGAAUGUCUAAGGAGGCCUACUGUUGAGCGUAACGAUGUAGCCGAGGAAAUUGAAGACAAGUAUGUGAGGACAGCAACUGCAGUUGCUCAUAGUGCCACCAAUUGAUCAUGAUAACCUGACAAGAUACUGGAGUUGCUUGAAAGGGACGAAUAAAGAUGUCAAGUAAAGAAGCAUGCAAGAACUCUGUGUUGACUAUAAGUACUGACUAUUAUAAUGCUCUGUGUUCUGUGUUUGAUUAUAGUUAUUACCACCUUC
Molecule: messenger RNA, 3790 nt
Organism: Halichondria panicea
Lineage: Eukaryota; Metazoa; Porifera; Demospongiae; Suberitida; Halichondriidae
Exons: 11
Coding region: 128-3640 (1170 amino acids)
Molecular function (GO): protein binding
Source: RefSeq, a predicted model, not a curated record